CUUCAACUCUGGAAACUGUUCAACACUGUUCACUUAAAAACAAAACAGCGUCAUUAUCGGUCACAUGCUAGCUAUAUAUAGCCAUUUUGGUACUUUGUAUAAAUGAUCUUACUUACAAGGAGUUUAGUUUGAUAUUAUUUAACUUUAAAUAAUUAAUAAUAAUAAUUCGGUCAGCACUGUUUUCUACCCGGAGUCAUUUAGGAGGCGCACAUAUUACAAUGGCAACCUGUUCGAAGAGCAGCAAGGCUGAUGCUGACGAUGAAAUAAACGAUCCUGGCGCCGCUCCUUACGGUAACUUCAUAAAUUAUUACAGCUUCAACCCUCCGGAGAACCGCCUGAGUCUGAUUCCACCGGCUCUUCUCAGGGAUUUAGGAUACAGUAAUGAGACCACGCUGAUCCUGGACGUGGGCUGUAACUCAGGGGAACUGAGCGUAGCUUUCUACAAACAUCUGGUGCCUGAGGAACAGUCUGAUAGGAGGAAAGUUCACCUCCUGGGUUUCGACUUGGAUGAAACUCUAGUUCAGCGAGCGGAGGAGAUAAACCCUCUGCCAAGCAGAAUCACCUUCAUCCCUCUCGACAUCACCAAAGACACCAACCAGCUGCAGGACUACCUCAGCCUGCACGGCUGCUCUCACUUCCACUUGUGUCUGUGUCUAGCUGUGACCAUGUGGGUCCAUUUAAACCACGGAGACUCGGGCCUGCUGCAGCUGCUCUCUCGCCUGUCCUCCAUGAGCCAGCACCUUCUGCUGGAGGCCCAGCCCUGGAAGUGUUAUCGCUCCGCAGCCCGGCGGCUGAGGAAGCUGGGACGCUCGGACUUUGACCACUUUAAGACCCUGAAGAUCCGAGGGGAUGUGGCAGAUCAUGCCAGGGAACACCUAGAAAGACACUGUGGCAUGGAGCUAAUCCAGAGCUUUGGCAGCACUGCAUGGGACCGUAAGCUGCUGCUUUUCAGAAAGACAUGAGGGGCUCUGUCAGGAGUUCCCAUCAGCAGGAAGGACAGCAGAAACCGUAAAGACAGAUUGAUAUUAAUCAGCAAUUAAAAGAAACAAACUAAAGAAAAUUGCUGCUUCAAAUCUAAAGAUUUUAAAGAAGUGAUAAUAAAUAGACUUUGUGCUCUUAAGAGUGCAAGCAAGUGUAUAUGUACCUGUGUGUGUGUUGGGGUGGGGGGAUAAUAAGUGGUAGUAAUUUGUGGCAAUUUACACCUUACAGCUUUAAUGACAUCAUCAGUCCAAAACACUUCUAGCUACAGCAUCCUGAAAUCAAGCCUGUACUAUCAAAUGCACUUUUUGUACACAUUUAAUAUUCAGCCCAGUCUUAUUUCUUCAUGGCAGACAUUGUGCUGGAGUCAUAUCCUCCCGCACGAUUUCACCACCACCCUUAACGAUGGAUCUAUGAUUUCUUCCAAAUUCUGACCCUUUCUUCUAAAUGUUGCAGCAGAAAUCAAGACUCAGACCAGGCAAUGUUUUGUUAGUCUGUUAGCCGCUGAGUGUAUAAGAACAUCAGCUGAUACUAGUUGUCAGAUUUUCCUUUUACUCCAUAUAAAUCAGUAUAGGCUGAGAUCUAAACAUCUAAUAUUGGAUUGCUCAGUUGUUUACGUGGUUCAAACCUUUGUUGUUCAUUUCCAGGAAGUGUUUUAGCCAUUAACUAACAUUUAAAUGUUGGACAACAGAUUAAUCUAACCUUGUAUGACUGAACCACAGCAGACAAUAACGGCAAAACAAAGCAACCAACACAGCAUUGUAAUUUUCAUCAUUUUAAUUACAGAAUACUAAAAAUAACAUUACAUAAAAUGUCUUUUUAAAAGAAACCAUUGAAUAUUACAAAGGUUGUAAAUUUUGUAAAGUUAGGAUAUAAAAUCUUUGAACAGUGGUGCAUAAUUGAAAAAGAAAA
Neolamprologus brichardi is the source of this 1890-nucleotide messenger RNA. It is a transcript of the gene bcdin3d, whose product is annotated as BCDIN3 domain containing. NCBI's taxonomy places the organism in Eukaryota, Metazoa, Chordata, Actinopteri, Cichliformes, Cichlidae. The record is from RefSeq and is a predicted model, not a curated record. Gene Ontology annotation, cellular component: cytoplasm. Gene Ontology annotation, biological process: negative regulation of pre-miRNA processing. Gene Ontology annotation, molecular function: O-methyltransferase activity; RNA methyltransferase activity.